This is a messenger RNA of Fukomys damarensis (Damara mole-rat), 1989 nucleotides long. It is a transcript of the gene Kcnj11, whose product is annotated as potassium inwardly rectifying channel subfamily J member 11. Gene Ontology annotation, biological process: potassium ion import across plasma membrane; regulation of monoatomic ion transmembrane transport. The record is from RefSeq and is a predicted model, not a curated record. NCBI's taxonomy places the organism in Eukaryota, Metazoa, Chordata, Mammalia, Rodentia, Bathyergidae. Bases 669 to 1841 code for a protein of 390 amino acids. The transcript is spliced from 2 exons. Gene Ontology annotation, cellular component: plasma membrane. Gene Ontology annotation, molecular function: ATP-activated inward rectifier potassium channel activity.
GGCCGAGGCGCGGAGCGAACCGGGCCGGGUCGCGUGGGGGUCGCGAGGAUCCAGAGUUGGGCCGGGUGGAGCGGUGACUCGGAAAGCUCAGGAUCCCAAGGAGACAGAGAGGACAAGAGCUGAGAGGCAUCCGGAGAGCGGCGGGGAGCGCCAGGGAGGGAAAGGGUGGAAAAUAGGGGACGGUCCUGGUGGGGAGCCUGGAGAGCGGGCGGGACUCGCGGCCGGAGCUCGGAGGGGGUCCGGGGACAGAAAUGGGCGAGGCAGCGCGCCGUGGAAGCUGUGAGCGGUCUGGUUAGUUGGUAAGACCCGGAGGUGUUCAAGUUCCGAGUCGUGUGAGGGCUGGGCGGGGAGGAGCGGUCUCGGGGGAGGCCUGGGGGUGGGCAGCUGGUGCAGGAGGGCGGGGCUGCGAUCUGAGCCAGGUGGAGAGCGGGCAGGUAGAGGGGCGCAUGAGACGACGGGCAAGUGGGCUGAAGUGUGAGGCUGGUGUGAAGACGUGAAGCAGGAUCCGGUGGAGGCGGGGAAAGUGUGGUGGGCAGCAUCUCAGGAGUGAGGCGAGCACAGGCUGAGGGUGGCCACGAGGUGAGCGUGUGCAGGGGAGGGAACCCUAGGCCGGGUCAGGGCAGUGUCCUCCCCCAUGAGGGAAGCCCCUCCCUGGGGUCCCUGAAACCAUGCUGUCCCGCAAGGGCAUCAUCCCUGAGGAGUACGUGCUGACACGGCUAGCAGAGGACCCGGCCGAGCCCCGGUACCGCGCCCGAGAGCGGAAGGCUCGCUUUGUGUCCAAGAAGGGCAACUGCAACGUGGCCCACAAGAACAUCCGGGAGCAGGGCCGCUUCCUGCAGGACGUGUUCACCACACUGGUGGACCUCAAGUGGCCGCACACGCUGCUCAUCUUCACCAUGUCUUUCCUGUGCAGCUGGCUGCUCUUUGCCAUGGUCUGGUGGCUCAUCGCCUUUGCCCAUGGUGACCUGGCCCCUGGUGAAGGCACGUCGGUGCCCUGUGUUACCAGCAUCCACUCCUUUUCAUCUGCCUUCCUUUUCUCCAUCGAGGUCCAGGUAACCAUCGGUUUUGGUGGGCGCAUGGUGACAGAGGAGUGCCCGCUGGCUAUCCUGAUCCUCAUUGUGCAGAACAUCGUUGGGCUCAUGAUCAAUGCCAUCAUGCUGGGCUGCAUCUUCAUGAAGACUGCCCAGGCGCACCGGCGGGCAGAGACACUCAUCUUCAGCAAGCACGCGGUCAUUGCUCUGCGCCAUGGCCGCCUCUGCUUCAUGCUCCGCGUGGGCGACCUCCGGAAAAGCAUGAUCAUCAGUGCCACCAUCCACAUGCAAGUGGUACGCAAGACCACAAGCCCCGAGGGCGAGGUGGUGCCCCUCCACCAGGUGGACAUCCCCAUGGAGAACGGUGUGGGUGGAAACAGCAUCUUCUUGGUGGCUCCACUCAUCAUCUACCACGUCAUCGAUGCCAACAGCCCGCUCUACGACCUGGGACCCAGUGACCUGCACCACCACCAGGACCUCGAGAUCAUUGUCAUCCUGGAAGGUGUGGUAGAAACCACGGGCAUCACCACCCAGGCCCGCACGUCCUAUCUGGCUGACGAAAUCCUCUGGGGCCAUCGCUUUGUCCCCAUUGUGACGGAGGAAGAUGGCCGCUACUCUGUGGACUAUUCCAAGUUUGGCAACACCAUUAAAGUGCCCACACCGCUCUGCACAGCCCACCAGCUCGAUGAGGACCACAGCCUGCUCGAUGCCCUGACUCUCGCCUCGGCCCGUGGGCCUCUGCGCAAGCGCAGUGUGGCUGUGGCCAAGACCAAACCCAGGUUUAGCAUCUCUCCAGAUUCCCUGUCCUGAGUCUGGGAGUCCACCGUUCAUGUGGGCACUUCGGCAGUGUGUUGUGGCUGAAGGCUGCAGAAGGCUGAAGGCUGCAGAACUAAGGGGUCAGAGCCACCUGCUGCCCUAAGUGAGAACUACAUGAUCUCAGAAAAUCAAGGCUGCAGGA